This is a messenger RNA of Taeniopygia guttata (zebra finch), 1405 nucleotides long. NCBI's taxonomy places the organism in Eukaryota, Metazoa, Chordata, Aves, Passeriformes, Estrildidae. The record is from RefSeq and is a predicted model, not a curated record.
CGGCCGGGCUGGGGCGGCUCCGAGGCUGCCCCCUCCGGGAGCGCUUCAGGGCUGCGGGACCGCCUCAGGGGCUCCGGGACCGCUUCAGGGGCUCCGGGACCGCCUCAGGGCUGCGGGACCGCUUCAGGGGCUCCGGGACCACCUCAGGGGCUCCAAGACCGCCUCAGGGGCUCCGGGACCGCCUCAGGGGCUCCGGGACCGCCUCAGGGGCUCCGGGACCGCCGCUCCUGUCCUGCGAGCCCCCGCGGACCUCGGGCGAGCGGGAGCCCUCCGGAGCCCUCUUCACCCACCUCCCCAGCAUGCGGACGCCGACGGAGAUGAUCGUGGGGCUGGUGCUGUGCCCCUGCGGGCUCCUGCUGACACUCACGGGCACGCUGGCACCCAGCUGGAGGCAGGUGAGCCUCAUACCUGACCAGCCCAGGGACGUCGUCUGGGAGCAGGGCAUCUGGGACAUAUGCAGGGAGCGGCAGAGCACCCAUGACCGCCUGUGCGGGCAGGCUGACGAGCUGGGCUACUUUGAGCAGGUGCCCGUGCGGGUGGCCCAAGGGCUGAUGCCCUCCUCGCUGGUGGUCACCCUGGUGGGCUUGGUGGUGGCUGCCCUGGGCGUUCGCUGCUGGCAGCCGGAGCCCCGGCACCUGGUGGCCGGCGUGGCAGGGCUGGUGCUGCUCCUCUCUGGGCUGAUGAGCCUCGUGCCCAGCUCCUGGUACACGCAGGAGCUGUGGGCGCUGCCUGCACCGUCUGGCAGCACUCUGACCGUCGGCUACAGCUUGGUACUGAGCUAUUUGGGAAGCUGUCUGGAGAUCCUGGGCGGGCUGGCCCUUGCCCUCAGCUUCCAUCACUGCAGCAAGGAGUGCAGGGCUCCCAAAUUGCCCCCCACCCCUGUGACAGAGGCUAGGUCGGGCUCCAGUAGAGCUUACAGCAAUCCCUGGGAUGUGCUGGAGGAUGAGCAAGAUGGACAGCACUGGGGAAGAAGCCCACCUUGUGACUCUGACUUGUAGCCCCAGCACUGGGACAGCAGUCACCUUCCUGGCACCAAGAGCAGUGCUGGCCCCUGCCUCUACUCCAUGCCCAUCUCCUGGGAUCCCUCUGAACAGGCUGGAAACAAGACCAAAGACCUCUUGAAUAUUUGCAACUUCCUCAAAAGCCUGCUGUGCUCCAGGAUCUACAACUGUGCCAAAGCCAUGCUGGAUUGAGCACCAGAGGUGGCUCCAGUCCCUCCGUGCUGCUUUUACCUCAUCUUCCUGUACCGUGCACAGCACCUUGGGCAGAGACAGCUUUGGUGUUCCCAUGUAAGUGACAUACAGGUCAGAACCUUCAGAGCUGGCAGUAGGGGAGGGGAGCACCUGUCUCACAUCUCUGCCCAGCUCAGGACUGUGCGAACAGCAAAAUAAAUUCAAAGCAAUGG